Molecule: messenger RNA, 4407 nt
Organism: Manis pentadactyla (Chinese pangolin)
Lineage: Eukaryota; Metazoa; Chordata; Mammalia; Pholidota; Manidae
Product: serine/threonine-protein kinase TAO1-like
Biological process (GO): protein phosphorylation; execution phase of apoptosis
Molecular function (GO): ATP binding; protein kinase activity
Source: RefSeq, a predicted model, not a curated record
UUUUAUGUAAAGUCAUGCUUGUAAUAAAGGUACUAUAAUUUGAUAAUUCAAAGUUCUUAAAUAAGGUCUUAGGUACAUAGAAGGCUUUUUGUUUUUCGCAGGUGUAUAAGUUGAAUAGGUACACUUUAUACAGAAUUUAGUUCAAUCUCCUCAUUUUAGGAGUGAUAAGUUAUAUGACUUUUCUGUGGUCACAUAUUGUUGGAAGAAUUGUAAUUGAAGCAUUGUUCCAGGGAACUAAUUUCCAGAGCAGUGUGAUUGGUAAAAGUGAAGAAUAUGGUGCAGCCUUGAAAGUGUUAGAAAAGGAAUACAAACUAGUAAUUUGAAUUUUUAAUGCAAUGUAGUAUUAAUUUAGGGAAGUGCAAAAAAUAUGUAAAUGUGUUUUAUGUAGUUAGAUAUUUAAUAACAAGCAUUAUAAUUGGUUUAGUUGACUUCACUAAAAGGGAGACAGGCUUAAAAAAUUCUCUGUUGUUUAAAAAAUUUUUGAAAUUAAUAAAAUUAAAAACAUUCAAGAAUUUAAAAAAUAUGCUUUGGGCAUGGAAAAAACUGGCUAGAGCUUUAUUUUCCCUUAUGAGUUUAAUGAAAUCAAUUUUUGGAGUUUUUAAUUUUAAUUGGUAAAUUUAAGGAGGACAUGUUAACUAACAUUUAAUGUACUGUUUACUGUUCCUGAGUACUAGUCUACACUUAACAUUUAUUAACUCAUUUAACCCUCACUGCUACUCUAGGAGGUAGGUUAUUUCUUUCAUUUUAUAGACUAGGAAAAUGAGGUUACCCUAGUUCAUAGUUUGGUAAAUAAUUGUUGUCAGGAUUCCUAUCUAGGGAGUGUCAUUCUAGAACCAGGUUCUGAAACCUCUCAUUUAUAGCAACCAUUUUUGAAAUUUGGUAAUCUGAUAUAAAGGAACUGAUACCAGAACCACCAAGGAAUUCUAUAGUAUAUCUACUUACAUAAUGAAGCAGAUUUGAUAAGGCCAUAUUUUAAUAUGAAUCAGGUUAUGGAGGAAACAGUUAUCUAUCUAUGUUAAAUUCAUUAUUUUUUCCCAUUGCAUUUUUAUUAGGAAUGUCUGUGUUAGAGUUGAUUAAACACUGCCAUGUGGUAUCUGAAAGGAAAAGAAAUCUUACUGAAUUAAAUCUAUUAUCUAUUUUCUUGCAUUUGAAGGUCAUUAAUAGAUGGGAAUCUUCCUGUUGUUAGAAACAUAUAAUGGGUACAUUUUGAGUUGUUGAGCAUGUUUUUAAUGGUCUUCCUACUGCAUUAUCUCUUUUGUUGAUGAGCUUAUUGCAUCAGAGUUAGAGAAAUCUUUAAGUACUGAUACAGAAAGCCUUCCAGUACAUAAAGAUUUAUCUAAUUUUUAGAAGUGUAUGUAUAGUAUGUACUUACAUACUAUGUAUAUUGGGAAUUUUUUUUUAAAAGCAGCACAGGUGAUUGUGAUGAUGAGCUGGGUUUAAGACCCCUGCACUAGUAGGCAACACUUUUUCAGUGAAAUUCCAUGUCUAAGAUAAUUUUAUAUAUGUAGUCAGAAAAUGAUAUACUAAUUAUUCUUAACAACUUUUGCUUUUCCUUUUUUCUUUUCUUAUUUCUCUCCAAUUGUUUAUGCCAACGUGGCUUCAUUCAUACCGAUUUCCCAAGGAUUGGGAGAGCAGCAUAAAAUUAGAAUCAGCCAGCUGAUUGCCCAGCAGGAUGUGGUCAACUAUCCAAGAACAGAGCCUGAAGGACCCUGAGAUUGCAAAACUCUUCUCCAAAGAAGAUCCAGGGAAGCGCUUCACAGAUCUCAGAAAAGUUGGCCAGGGAGGCUAUGGAACAGUGUUCUUUGCACGAGAUGUGCACACCUAUGACAUGGUGGCUAUCAAGAUAAUACCUUAUAGUGGAAAGAGGGCUAUGGAGAGUUGGCAGGGUAUUAUUAAGGAAGUCAGGUGCCUACGAACAUUAAAACAUCCCAACAUUGUAGAAUACAAAGGCUGCUAUUUACGUGAGCACAGAGCAUGGCUUGUAAUGGAAUAUUGUUCAGGAUCUGUUUCAGAUUUGCUGGAAUUUCCCAAAAUGCCAAUACAAGAAAUGGAAAUAGCAGCAAUUAUACACGGUGCUCUUCAGGGAUUAGCCUACUUACAUUCUCAUGGCAUGAUCCAUAGAGACAUCAAAGCAAGAAAUAUCCUUCUGACACCACGAGGCCAGGUGAAACUUGCUGACUUUGGAUUUGCUUCCAUGGCCUCUACUUCCAAGACUUUUGUGGGAACACCGCAUUGGAUGGCCCCAGAAAUAAUUUUAGGCAGGAAUGAAGAACAAUAUGAUAGCAAAGUAGAUGUAUGGUCUCUGGGGAUAACAUGUAUUGAAAUAGCGGAAAGGGAGCCUCCUUUAUUUGCUAUGAAUGCAAGGCAUGCCUUAUAUCUCAUUACCAGAAAUAACCCCCCUACACUACAGUCUAAUGAAUGGUCCAGUUCUUUUCACAACUUUGUAGAGGCUUGCCUCCAGAAAAACCCUGAAGAUCGCCCUACAUCAAAGACACUUUUAAAGCACCCAUUUCUUCUUCGGGAGCACCCUACAACAGUGGUAACAGAUCUCCUUCAAAGGGCAAAGGAAGAAAAAAGAAGAAUGCUGGACGAUCUGUGCAAUCAAAAGACGAAGAAGGUCCUUUCCCAGGAGGCACAUAAAGGGCCAGCAGUAGAAGCACAGGAAGAAAAGGACCAAGAUCACGGUGUUGGACAGGCAGGAGCAGUGCACAAUAUUGGAAGUCAUCAGUCUGUUCCCCGUAUGUGCAGCAGGACCAGGAGUCAAAGCGGUGGGGUUGACAUUCUUCAGGAUGCCUCGGGUAACAAGGAUGAGCUACCCGUGAUGGAGGGAAUCGAAACAAUUACGUCUAAUGAUUCUGCCAUCCGUUCAAGACCUGUUACAAGGGAAAUGCCAGAACAUGAGCAGGAAAGUCAGCUCAGAGAACAAAUGUCUGGCUGUAAGAGAAUGACACAGCAACAUCAGAAACAGCUGGUGAAUCUGGUAAAAAAGUUAAAGGCUGAGAUGGAUGAGCAUCGCCUCACAUUAGAGAAAGACCUUGAAACUCAGCGUAAGACCUUUGCUGCAAAAAUGAAGAAGCUUCUCAAGAAACACCAGGCGGCAGUGGAAAAAGAGGCUAAAGUGAUGUGCAAAAAGGUGAAAAAAUUUCAGCAACGUAUUCAGGCUGAGCAGAAGAAAGAACUGGAUAGCCUUUUGAAGACCCAGAAGAGAGAAUACAAACUUCGAAAGGAACAGCUUAAGGAGGAGCUGAAUGAAAACAAGAGCACCCCAAGAAAAGAAAGAGAGGAAUGGCUUUCAAAGCAGAAAGAGAACAUACAGCAUUUCCAAGAAGAGGAAAAGACCAAUCUUCUUCAGCAUCAGAGCCGGUACCUAGAGCUGCAAUGCCGUCUCUUCGAAAGAAAGUUGUUACUUGGGUGCCACAACUUGGAGCAGGACCUUGUCAGGGAGGAAUUAAAUAAAAGAAAGGAUCAAAAGGACUUAGAGCAUGCAAUGCUACUGCGACAGCAUGAAUCCACGCAAGAACUGGAGUUCCGCCACCUCAACACAGUGCAGAAGAUGCGCUGUGAGUUGAUGAGUCUGCAGCAUCAAACCGAGCUCACUGACCAGCUGGGGCGUAAUAAACGGAGAGAGCGAGAACUAAGGCGGAAGCAUGUCAUGCAGGUUCGUCAGCAGCCUAAGAGUCUGAAGCCGCAUUUGGAUGAAGCACAGGAGGCAGAGUGCCAGGCUUUGAAAACGCAGCUGCAGCAGGAACUGGAGCUGUUGACUGAACUUCAGAGCAAGAUCAAAAUGCAGGCUGAGGCACAAGACGCUCAGGAGCUUCGAGAGCUUGAACAGAGGGUCUCCCUCCGCAAGGCACUCUUAAAACAACAGAUUGAAGAAGAGAAACUGACAUCACAGAAUGAGUGCACUGAAAGGAUACGAAGCCUGCUGGAGCGUCGAGCAAAAGAGAUGAAAGCUGUCGACUUUGAAAGUGAGGGACUAGGUUUUAGAAACAUCCAUUCUAACCUUGCCCCUGAAGCAUUCAGCCACAGCUCCCCCAGAGCUCCUCACAGGGGGCAUCCCAUAGGUGGCCUACCACAAGCCUGGGGCCAUCCAGUGCAAGGUGGGCCCAGCCAUGCAGGUCACCCUUCUGAGCCAAUGCAUGGGGUACCCCGAGGUAGCACUAUGGGAGUUCGCAAUAGCCUUCGGGUUCUGAGGCGGACAGCUGCCGGAGGAUGUACGGAACACGGCAUGAACAGAAGCACCAGUGUCACUUGACAAAUAUCCAAUGGGUCACACAUGUCUCACACGUAACUUAAUAAUUGAGAAUGGCGAGGAGGAGCCAAGAUGGUGCCGUGAGUAGGACAGCGGAAAUUUCCUCCCAAAAACAUACAUAUUUUUGAAAAUACAACCAUUCCUAAAACAGAGAC